AUGGCUAACAGAGGAGUCUCAAUGGCUUCUUUAAUCACUGCACUUCUAGUAGUGUUCAUUUCUCUAAGUUGGCCAUUCUUUGCUGAGGCAGAUGGUUACUACAGUUACAAGUCACCACCACCUCCAACUCCAGUGUACAAGUAUGCAUCACCUCCACCACCUGUUUACAUAUACAAGUCACCACCACCUCCAACACCGGUAUACAAGUCUCCACCUCCACCUACCCCUGUUUACAAAUAUAAAUCACCACCUCCUCCUACUCCUGUAUACAAGUAUAAAUCCCCACCACCACCCACUCCAGUCUACAAAUAUAAGUCACCACCACCUCCCACACCUGUCUACAAGUACAAAUCACCACCACCACCCACCCCUGUGUACAAAUACAAAUCCCCACCACCUCCUACUCCAGUCUACAAGUACAAGUCACCACCACCACCCACCCCGGUCUACAAGUAUAAGUCACCACCACCACCAACCCCAGUCUACAAAUACAAAUCACCACCACCACCAACCCCAGUGUACAAGUACAAGUCACCACCACCACCAACCCCAUCCCCACCUCCUCCUACCCCAGUUUACAAAUACAAGUCACCACCACCACCCACCCCAGUGUAUAAGUAUAAAUCUCCACCACCACCAACCCCAGUUUACAAGUAUAAGUCGCCACCUCCUCCCACCCCAGUGUACAAGUACAAGUCACCACCACCACCAACCCCAUCCCCUCCUCCUCCUACCCCAGUUUACAAAUACAAGUCACCACCACCACCCACUCCCGUGUACAAGUACAAAUCCCCACCUCCUCCCACUCCAAUAUACAAAUACAAGUCACCACCACCACCACCCCACCUCCUCCAACUCCGGUUUACAAAUACAAAUCUCCACCACCACCCACCCCUGUCUACAAGUACAAGUCUCCUCCCCCUCCUACCCCAGUUUACAAGUACAAGUCACCACCACCAACUCCAGUUUACCUAUACACCUCACCUCCUCCUCCUCAUUACUAAUGAGUUAUUUAUCCCAGGUUUUUCAUUUUUGUUUGGUCCAAAAUAUUCCCGCCAAUAA
This is a messenger RNA of Papaver somniferum (opium poppy), 1062 nucleotides long. Its product is annotated as extensin-like. The transcript has a single exon. The record is from RefSeq and is a predicted model, not a curated record. The coding region runs from base 1 to 1062 and encodes 353 amino acids. NCBI's taxonomy places the organism in Eukaryota, Viridiplantae, Streptophyta, Magnoliopsida, Ranunculales, Papaveraceae. Gene Ontology annotation, molecular function: structural constituent of cell wall. Gene Ontology annotation, biological process: plant-type cell wall organization.